AUCUCAUGCAAUGAUCGUUUCACCAGAAUUAGUGACACGAUAUUUAAUUUUGCUGUAUAUGAACGAUUCUUGUUACUCUCUACAUAAAAUAGUACUUACAAUAAAUACAAGUGGUUAACUGCUACUGUUAUUCGUUGGUAUAUACAUAUAUAUAUAUAUAUAAAUAUAUAUAUAUAUAUAUUUGUAUAUGUAUAUACCAUAUGUAUGCAUAGUAAAAUUAGAAAUAAUGAAACAUUCGUUAACAAAUUGAAGACAGCAAGUAUAAUAGAGUGGAUCUUUAAAUUGACUAGUAAAAGUAUUAAACUCGAUUUGAGUUAAUUUUUAGUGACAAAAACGAUGGCCAGUCCGCGGACUCGAAGAGUUUUGAGCGAAUUAAAGCCUAAAGAUGAAAAUAAUAAAUGCUUUGAAUGUGGUGCGCAUAAUCCUCAAUGGGUGUCUGUUACAUAUGGUAUAUGGAUUUGCUUAGAAUGUUCAGGUAAACACAGAGGACUUGGUGUUCAUUUAUCAUUUGUUCGUUCCAUUUCGAUGGAUAAAUGGAAGGAUUUGGAAUUAGAAAAAAUGAAAGUUGGUGGAAAUAGAAACGCUCGAGAAUUCUUUGAAUCGCAGCCAGAUUGGGACGGCUUGUCUAUAGCACAAAAAUAUAAUACCAAAGCAGCGGCGUUAUAUAAAGACAAGAUAGCAACAUUAGCUCAUGGAGAGAAAUGGAGUCCAACUACUUCUACAGCCAAAGAUUUUGAACCAACAACGUACUUUUCUAAUCAACAAGACUAUUCGUCCUAUCAGAGCGAUACAUCUGGUUCUUAUCAAAAUUUCAAUUCAAGCAAUUAUAAAGCUCAAACUGAAGCUUUCUUCACAAGGAAACAAAGUGAAAAUGCCACUCGUCCUGAGAAUGUUCCACCCAAUCAAGGGGGUAAGUAUGGAGGAUUUGGUUAUCAAAUGGGCCCACCACCUAAAAGUUCGUCGCAAGAAUUUUUUGACACUGCAGUGUCUUCUUUAGCAAGUGGAUGGUCAAUAUUUUCCUCGUCUGCGACAAAAAUAGCAAGCAUAGCUACAGAAAAUGCUAUUAGAAUUGGGGAACUGGCGACACAAAAGGUUCGUGAUGGUACUUUAUUAGAAGAUGUUGGAGUUCAAGUUAAUAAUUUGGCAACAAAGGUUGGCGAUUUGGGUAGAAGAGGAUGGGGUGAUAUUGGGGGAACAAAUUCGAUGGAACAAAAUCAUUACAACUCGAAAGAAAACUAUCAAAGUUCUUCGACUAGUAGGUACCAGAACAGCGAGGUCGAAUUGUAUUCUACCGAAAAAACAUCAUUAAUGAAGACAUCGCCGCAGUCAAAAACUAAUAUAUCAACUACAAAUUCUUCCGUAUGCGAAUGGGAUUGGGGUAAUGAUAAUACGAAACAGAAUAAAGAGAAAGUAACAGAUACUAAACCAACUGCAAAGAAAUCAAAAGACAAAGUUAAAGAAGAAGUUUUAAUUAAUUUUGGUGCUGAUAGUAAUGCACCAAAUUGGGAUUCAGAAUUGGAAAACGAUGCAUGGGAAAUAUUAAAAAAUUAAUUACUAUUAAGAGAAAUUAGGUAAUUUUCAAUGAAAU
Messenger RNA from Megalopta genalis, 1588 nucleotides. RefSeq names its product ADP-ribosylation factor GTPase-activating protein 1 (gene ArfGAP1). Lineage: Eukaryota; Metazoa; Arthropoda; Insecta; Hymenoptera; Halictidae. Gene Ontology annotation, biological process: regulation of ARF protein signal transduction; regulation of endocytosis. The record is from RefSeq and is a predicted model, not a curated record. Gene Ontology annotation, cellular component: Golgi membrane. Gene Ontology annotation, molecular function: GTPase activator activity.